AGGGGGCGAAAGACAGCGAGUUUUUUUGUGUAAGGAAAUGAUUGAGAUAAUUUGUUUACAUGCCCUGGAUCCCCUCGAUUUUUGGGGCAUAUUGGCUUGCCCAUGAGGCUUAUAUAUAAGACAUAAGACAUCAGGAACUAUGAACAUAUUUAUACUUUGCUAUCUGCCAUCCUCUUCUAAUUCAAUUUUGUGCAAUUGGCUUACUUCAAUAGGUACUUGCUAAUCGCUAGACUUGCUGGCAAAUGCGAUUGCCGUUGUUCCUAGUUAGGUGACACUUUCGUUGCAAUUCGCAUUUCAUUGCUUGGUUAUGUGGUUCAUGGCGUGGAACCAAGCGGCACCACUCCACAUCUACACAUCCACACACAUCUGCACAUCCAAGCUCGGCGUGGUGCGUUACUAAUGAUGGUUGUGCUUCAGCUCGGCCAGAUCCCUGCCAGCUCUCCCCCGACUACAUGUAGUUUAUUGGCACUUGCGGCAAUUAUGUCAAAGUGGAGAUUGGUUGGGAUUGGGACUGGGUUCCCAGUCGUGCCAAUGUAUUGGCAAAUGGGCAAUUCAUUGUUCACUUAUGGCUGGCAACUUGCUGAUGGGCAUGGAAACAUGGAAACAUGGAAACAUGGAAACAUGGACACAAACUGAAAUGGCACACUAGGACAUGGACAAAUGGCAACACUCAACUGCAGUUCAUAACUUUCACUUGCAACUUGGGCUAAAGAAGUUUGGCCAACGCUCUGUAGACAAUGUCAAUGGUUUGGGAGUUUCGCUUGUGUCAAGAUCAUGCGGCGCUUUUUGUUUAGCUGGCAGUGGAAAAAUUCGCACAUUUUGGCUGCUAUUUUGGAUAAUAACAAAAAAUGACUGCCUACCGCAAAACCAACAACCCAACUAGACUAUUUAUUCCAUCGCCUUCGAAUGACAGUCAACAUCACUUAAUAGCCAGAAUUAAAGAUGCUUUCACGGGAAUCUGAUUUCCAGCUCAAAUUGAGCGUAUCAAUGGGCGUUGUAAUCUCGUGCACUCGGUUAGAGUUCAAUGUUGUGAUGGGUUUGUUUAGGUUCGCCUUAUCCAGUGGGGCAUCUGGCGUCUGCAUCCGUGACAGGAAAGACGAAGAACUCCGGCAAGGUGAAAUUGCCAUACGGAACCAGAGCCAGAGGGGCCACCAGAACGAGCGAUUCCAAGCGGAGGAGGAGGUGGAGGCAUCGUUGAAAGGGAAACUCCAGCCAAGCGAACCAGCGAACUCAUAUCUCAAUGGAAAUCUAAGGCAGAGUUUGGGCUUAAAUGGAGGCUAUAGCCAAAAUUAAAUCACAAUCAAGAAGCCCACAACAAUCCAUAUCCAAGGCAGUGUAGUGACGCACUGGUAUACCCUAUUCGAAUAUCAAUGCACCAUUUUUAGCCACACUAAUUGGUAAUAAAGUUCUGUAAGAAACUAUUUUUUGUUUAAGGAGAAUCAUAAAAAAAUGAUUAAACGAGCUUUCACAAGAGACCGCCAUUGUUUAGCAGGGUAUUCAGCAGUGCUCCACAUCCGCACACACACAUGUCUUGGAUGCCAGCGGUUCGCCCUGCCACCAAAAAGGGUGUUGCAUAAACGACUCCAGCUGCGAAUCCAACUUCUCGGCCUAAGCUAUGCAAAAAGCCCAAGAAAAACAAAAAAAAAAGGUAACACACAUAACACUCACAUGUGUGUGUGUGGCAUUAGAUUGCGCAAAGAGCCCCCGGCGGCGGCGGUGGCAACGCAUCGCUUGGCUGCCCCAACGAAAGCAGCAUAGAUGGAUGGAGCUGGCUGAUGGCCACAGAAGCUACCAAAGCCAGCGAAGCUACAGAAGCUCUACAGCUCCAGACGCCAACGUCGAUUAUUAGCGAGCGCAACUGGCGGACGCGUUUCAGUCGCUUCUUCGCGCGCGCGCACUUCAAACGCAUCUUGCAAAUUCGCUGCCGCAUUCGUUUGCUUACUUUAUUUGUUUUGUGAACAUAUAUAUAUAUAUAUAUAUUUAUAUAUAUUUCUGAUUUUGAUGUGCUUGUGCUUGGCCAGACAAUGAGGAAUCUGUGCUGGCUACUGGCUGUUCCCAUGGCAAUCCUGCCCUUGGGCUGUGCCAUUGUGGGUGCAGGACGUGAUCUCCUGCUGACGCCGAAGCAGGGACACCAGCUGAGCGGCAAGCGCAUCUUCUACGAGGAGCCGGCGGAGGAGCGAGUGCUCAGCCAGCGACGCAGCUCGUCGACGCGUCCUUGGGAGCGCACCCUGAAACAUGUCACAUACGUGACCCUCUUCACGGAUGCGGCCGUGGGCGCAGCAGCCGGAAAUCUCAGCCAGCUGCAUGAGUAUCACGACUUCCUGCAGACUCCAUAUGUGCCGGCGGAUGACCAGGUUGGAGCUCCAUUGGGCGGAGCGCCGUCCGCGCGCUUCGGCGACAUCAUGACCCUGGCCAAGGGCUACUUGGAGCAGCUUCCAGGAUCGGGAAACGCAUCCUAUCGCUUCCUCGAGGGCGGCACGUGUUUCCAACUCCAAUGCCCCAGCGCCAGUGGCAAGCAGCGACGAGCUUUGUGGCAGGUGCAGCGCAUCCGUCAUCGGGACGGGGACACGGGGCGUCACUACCACUACGAGCUGAAGUUCAGUGUGACGCCGCUGGAGCACAACUAUCAUCACCACACACACCCGAUGAGCUACAUCCAAAAGGAGUCCGACUAUCCGCGCAGCUUCGGGCGUUUGGCACACCAGGACCAGGACUUCCAGGCCCAGCGGCGCCAGGAUAGGCAGCGAUAUGGCGCUGGAGGUGGUGCUGCUGCGGAGCAGUCGCAGGCCACCUUUGUGCACGGCAUCUUUCAGCCAGCUCCGCCGCCGCCGCCUAAACUUAACAUCGGUGAGUAUUUGAAGGGCGCCGUGGCAGUGGCGCCAGGCAGUCCGAAGAUCGAGCUAUUUCCGGGACUGCUCAAUCUGGGACUGCGACCCAACUAUGUGGUACCCACCACUUUUCGUCCCAGCUACCCGGCUGCGCUGAAAUUUGGGCCUCAUCCGGAAUUGGAAAGAUUCCCCAGCCACAGCGGUGAACUGGGCAAUGCUGCGACACCGGGUGAAUUGGGCGCCAUUUCGGGCGGCGUAACCCAUCAUUUCCAUCACCAUUUCUAUGUGGCACCCGGUGCCGGUGCUGCCCAGCUGCAUUCGGAGUUGGGCUAUCGCUUGCCCACCUCCUCGCCGCCCGAACCGACCACACCGCCAAACUUGUAUCCCCAGCAACAGACGGUGCAGUUUCCCAUCUCCAAUUCGGGUUCGUCGGAGUCGCUGGAGGAACAAGAGCAGGAUUUACUGCUGCGCACACCACAAAUCUAUGGACAGGCGUCCAAGUAUCAAACGGCCAAACUGCCACCAUUGCUCAUCUAUGCGGGCGGCAGUGCUGGCGAUGAGGACAAGUCGUUUGUGCAGAGCGAACCGCUGGAGGAAACCGUCUAUCGCUACUCCGAGCCAGAUCCCCUAUAUGUGCAUCAGAAUCCCAUCGAUGUGAUGCCGCAGGAGGAGGAAACCGAAAAGGCACCGCCAGUCCAAGUGCAGGACGGGGACCAAAAGCGAGGGGAACAGCGGCCAGUUUCGGUCAGUUUGGAGCAGCCGGAGCUGACCACCACUGCAGCAGCAACCAGCACAACCACUGAGACGGCGAGCACGGAGAGAUCGACGACACCACGAGAGGUUCCCACCACGAGUGCCAGCUUUGUGUCCACCUCCACGCACUUUAGUCCACUGCGCUCCAUCAGCAGCCAUCGCACCACGCCAAAGAUAACAGCUGGACGAUCCACCACAACCACUACAUCCACGAGCACGCAACCACCGCUGAGCAAGUGGGCCAAGCGGCGAAGGGAGCAGGACAGCAAGGCUAAGAGCAGUCAUCGCCACGAAGCCUUCGUUAGCACCACUCCAUCCCCCACUUCAUCCACUACCACCACAACUUCCAGUACUACAAGUUCCAGCACCACACCUUCCAGCACACAAACGCCGCCGUCCACAACCGCUACAUCCACGCGUGUUCCAUUGGCGCCACUCCUGCUGCCGGCACCACCCAAGGAAGUGGUGGAGGUGCUCACCCAGAAAUCGGUCAGCCGAUCCGUGAGCAUCAAGGUGGGCGAGAACGGCGAGGAGAUACCCAUCAUUGUGGACGAGGAUGAGAACGAGGUGAAGCCAGUGCUUAAUACUUAACUUCCCUACCCUAAAAUCCUAAUUAUCCUACACGUAAGCCUAGUCGUAAGCAGACUUAAUCCCACAAUAAAGGCAUGUAAUCCGUAAGGCAAGGGGCCACAGA
Drosophila yakuba is the source of this 4275-nucleotide messenger RNA. RefSeq lists its product as uncharacterized. The transcript is spliced from 3 exons. Lineage: Eukaryota; Metazoa; Arthropoda; Insecta; Diptera; Drosophilidae. The record is from RefSeq and is a predicted model, not a curated record. The coding region runs from base 2025 to 4172 and encodes 715 amino acids.